Molecule: messenger RNA, 2321 nt
Organism: Oncorhynchus kisutch (coho salmon)
Lineage: Eukaryota; Metazoa; Chordata; Actinopteri; Salmoniformes; Salmonidae
Product: zinc finger protein OZF-like
Exons: 5
Coding region: 325-1899 (524 amino acids)
Biological process (GO): regulation of transcription by RNA polymerase II
Cellular component (GO): nucleus
Molecular function (GO): DNA-binding transcription activator activity, RNA polymerase II-specific; RNA polymerase II cis-regulatory region sequence-specific DNA binding
Source: RefSeq, a predicted model, not a curated record
CGACCCCUUCUCAUGUACUGGGGUUGGGUCAUCCCAAGGAAACCGGAAUGCACGGACGGUGUUAGUGGGGGAACAGGAAGUUCCGGACAGAAGCGCACCAUUAUUCAGUGUAAAGAAAGCGCCAGAACGGUGCAGUCAAUAAGAUAACAUUCUUGUCCUUUUCUAUUUAUUACUACAGGCCGACUCAGAUUAAGUCUGAGGCCGGUAACAUAAACAGUGAGGACAAACGCAGCCUGCCUCUCUCCUUCCAAACUGAGUCCAAACCUACAGUCACUGGGUCCUGAUUGUGACAGUGGAGCCCAGUUUGCACUACAGGAUCCAGAGAUGGCAUCAGUGAAGCUGGAAGACUGCAGUCCAACAAUGGAGCUGAAUAUUGACAUUAAAGAUGAAGAAGAGGAGGAGAAGAUUGGGGGAUCUGUUAGUCAUGGUAUGAGGCCGGUAACAUCAACAGUGAGGACAAACCCAGCCUGCCUCUCUCCUUCCACAGUGAGUCCAAACCUACAGUCACUGGGUCCUGAUUGUGACAGUGGAGCCCAGUUUACACUGCAGGAUCCAGAGAUGGCAUCAGUGAAGCUGGAAGACUGCAGUCAAACACUGGAGCUGAAUGUCAACAUUAAAGAUGAAGAAGAAGACGAGGAGAAGAUUGGGAAAUCUGUUUCUCAUGGACGACUAGAAUUAAGUCUGAAGCCGGUAACAUCAACAGUGAGGACAAACCCAGCCUGCAUCUCUCCUUCCACACUGAGUAGGAACCUACAGUCACUGGGUCCUGAUUGUGACAGUAGAGCUCAGUUUGCUCUGCAGGAUCCAGAGAUGGCAUCAGUGAAGCUCGAAUGCGGUCAAACACUGGAGAAGAUUGUCAACAUUAAAGAUGAAGAAGAGGAGGAGCAGAUUGGGAAAUCUCUUUCUCAUGGAGACCAUGUUGAGACAUUCUCUACAUCCAGAGAGAAAGAGCAGGAAGAUCAUGGAGCUAAGAGGUCUCACCACUGCCCACAUUGUGAUGAGAUUUUCCCAAUUCUAUCAAAGCUAAAAAUACACACAGGAGAGGAUCCGUAUUCCUGUACUGACUGUGGGAAGAGAUUCACAACAUCAAGGGCUCUGACAGUUCAUCAGAGAGUGCACCCUGGAGAGAAGCCUUACUCCUGCCCUGACUGUGGAAAGAUUUUCUCUCGACUGGGCCACUUAAAAAGACACAAACAUAUACAUACAGGAGUGAAGCCUUACUCUUGCUCUGACUGUGUAAAAUGCUACACAACAUCAUCUGAGCUAAAACUUCAUCAGAGAGUGCACACUGGAGAGAAGCCUUACUCCUGCUAUGACUGUGGGAAGAGUUUCUCUCGACAGGGUUUUUUAAAAGCACAUGAACUUAUACAUACAGGAGUGAAGCCUUAUUCCUGCUCUGACUGUGGGAAGAUAUUCUCUCAACUGGGCCACUUAAAAAGACAUGAACGUAUACAUACAGGAGUGAAGCCUUACUCCUGCUCUGACUGUGGGAAGAUUUUCUCUCAACUGGGCCACUUAAAAAGACAUGAACGUAUACAUACAGGAGAGAAGCCUUACUCCUGCUCUGACUGUGGGAAGAUUUUCUCUCAACUGGGCCACUUAAAAAGACAUGAACGUAUACAUACAGGAGUGAAGCCUUACUCCUGCUCUGACUGUGUAAAAUGCUUCACAACAUCAACUGAGCAAAAAGUCCACCACAGAACACACACAGGAGAGAAGCCUUACUCCUGCUCUGACUGUGUAAAAUGCUUCACAACAUCAACUGAACUAAAAGUCCAUCAGAGAACACACACAGGCGAGAAGCCUUACUUCUGCUCUGACUGUGGAAAGAGUUUCUCUCAAUUGUGCCACUUAAAAAGACACCAAGGUAAACAUGAAGGAGAGAAGCCUUGCCACUGAUCUGACUGUUGAAAAUGUUUUAAAACAGCCAAGCUAAAAGGUCAUCAGAGAACAGACACAGGAGAGAAGCCUUAUAACUCUUCUUAAUUUGCCAAGAGUAACUUGAUUGAAAGUCAAAGUAUUUGGUUGUAAAUAUACCUUAGUAUCAAAAGUAAAAGUGAAUCAUUUAAAAUUCCUUAAAUGAACCUUUACGCGAUGGGUGUCCCUUAACCGGGACGGUUGUUGCUAACUUCUCCAAUGUGACUAGAAUUAUGUUGUAUACAACAGCCAACUUUCCAGGACAUAGACAUGUCUUUACAGUGGGGCAAAAAAGUAUUUAGUCAGCCACCAAUUGUGCAAGUUCUCCCACUUAAAAAGAUGAGAGGCCUGUAAUUUUCAUCAAAGGUACACUUCAACUAUGACAGACAAAAUGAGAAAAAAAA